AUGGAUGCGCUAGUCCCGGUUGGGCCGGGGCUGGGGCCCGCGCCUGCAGCCGCUAGCUGGAUCGGGGUUAGUACGGACUUGGCACUCCCACCUUUGAGGCCUCCAGGCAAGCGUGCUCAGGCUGCUCAGGGUCUACUCUCGGUGUGCUUGUGGUCAUUAUUAAUUAGUAUUGGGCGACGGAUGGCAUUGGCCGCCUGGUGGGAGCUUGUGUGUUGUGCCCCUCCUUCCGACCAGCAGAAAAAGGAGGAUGAGGGGGACAGCUGUUGCUCUGAGUCGCUGUUCGCUGUUCUCCCUGCUCCGGUCUCGCUGCAUGUGGUCUGUCACUGCGCGCUGCUUCCUGCUCGAGGCUGCGAGAAUGACAAGGAAGAGAGGAGGGGGGAACGAACACGCGCUGAAAUGAUCUGCAUGGCCUCGAACACACCCACCGUUUCACGCCCUUGUCAGCCUAGGGGGGAGGCGGCACUGCCUGACUGCAGUAUCCAACAUGGUAGUUGUAAUAUUCUGUCGCCUCUCGUCUCUGUGAGGAAGCAGGGGAGAGAAGAGGAGAAGGGUCCCGGCGGUUAG
Molecule: messenger RNA, 564 nt
Organism: Histoplasma capsulatum G186AR
Lineage: Eukaryota; Fungi; Ascomycota; Eurotiomycetes; Onygenales; Ajellomycetaceae
Exons: 3
Coding region: 1-564 (187 amino acids)
Source: RefSeq, a predicted model, not a curated record